Molecule: messenger RNA, 1272 nt
Organism: Purpureocillium lilacinum
Lineage: Eukaryota; Fungi; Ascomycota; Sordariomycetes; Hypocreales; Ophiocordycipitaceae
Biological process (GO): medium-chain fatty acid catabolic process; medium-chain fatty acid biosynthetic process
Molecular function (GO): acetylesterase activity; monoacylglycerol lipase activity
Source: RefSeq, a predicted model, not a curated record
AUGGAGUGGUUUGGACGAGCCAAAAUCAACUUCACUCACGCGCCGUCGCCGCGGCCGGUUCGCCAGAAGGACGGCACCGAGACGGACCUCCUCAAGAUCUGCGAAUCGACGACGCCGCCAUGCCAUCUCAACCCGCUGCUCUUCAACGGCCACCUGCAGACCAUGUGGACGGCGACCAAGCCCCACGGCCCGCAGGUCUACUACCGCCGCAAGGUCUUCGAGGCCGAUCACAAGACUUACAAGGGGACCUUUGCCGUAGACUUUGCCGUCGAGCCGUUUGAGGAGACGGAUGAGACGUUGCCGCGGAGGACUGUCUACUUUACCGACGAGCAGUUCAAGAGCAUGCCCUCGGACGACAGCAAGCCUAUGCUCGUGAUUUUGCACGGACUCUCAGGCGGCUCUCACGAGGUCUACCUGCGGCAUGUAAUUGCCCCCUUGAUAGGCGAGGGCGGCUGGGAGGUCUGUGUCGUCAACUCGCGCGGCUGCGCCCGCAGCAAGAUCUCCAGCGGCGUGCUUUACAACGCCCGCGCCACCUGGGAUGUGCGCCAGACGAUCAACUGGCUGCACGAGAAGUUUCCCAAUCGCCCGUUAUUUGGCAUGGGGUUCUCUCUCGGUGCCAAUAUGCUCACCAACUACUGCGGCGAAGAGGGCGCAAAUUGCCUACUGAAGGCUGCCGUCGUCGUUUCGAACCCCUUCAACCUUGAAAUCUCCAGCAAGAUGCUGCAGAAUAACUUCGUCGGCAGGGAAAUCUACCUCCGCGUCAUGGGCACCGCCAUGAAGCAGCUCAUUUCAGGACACAAGACGGAGAUUGAGACCUUUACCGACUUAGAUCUUGCGGCUGUGGAGAAAGUCACCUAUCUUCACGAGUUUGAUCGCGAAGUCCAAUGCCCAACUUGGGGGUAUCCCACCGAGUACGCUUACUAUCGUGACGCCUCCUCGACGGACGCGGUCCUUGGAAUUCGCAUCCCAUUUAUAGCCCUCAAUGCCACCGACGAUCCGAUCGCGGUCAACGAAGCGCUUCCGUACGAAGAAUUCCGUCAGAAUCCCAGUACCAUCCUCAUCACCACUUCCCUCGGCGGCCAUCUCUGCUGGUUCGAGAAUGGUGGCAGCAGGUGGCAUCCUCGUCCUAUUGGCAACUUCCUCAACCACAUGGCUUUCAACGUAGACCUUGACAGCGUCAAACCUCUUCAGGAUGCGCGGACAACAGACAAGGCAUCUCGAGGUGCCGACUACGACCCGAUGCGCCGCAAGUUGGCCAUCGUGCAAGACUAG